AUGAAAGUGAACAACGAUUCUGCAGAUAAUUUACAAAAUAGGCUGAAAUUUAAUGAAAUAGAGAAAUGGUUUGAUGAGGAGAUGCCCGUCGUUUCAAUAAUCAAUGAAAUCAAUACAUACGACAAGUGUUUGAAUGAAAUAGAAAUGAAUCGUUCGGCAGAACUGCUGAAUGCGACCCAAAAGAUCAGGGAUCCGGUCAGCAAAAUAACAUGUCUGGCCACUAAACAUCCAGAGGUGCGACACACUAUGGCAGUGAAAUGGGAACAGGAGAUCAGACGGCUUGCGCUGAUGUGCAGACAUUUGAGUGCAUUCACCGGUAUCUGCGAUGAGGACCGGAUGUCCCUCUUGAAGACCGGUUACCGCGAGAUAAUAGCUUUGCGUUCACUCAUUGCUUAUAAUAAUGAUCAUCGAUACUGGGCUGUAGUUUUGGAUUCAAACAAUACAACGAUCCUUAAGAUGGAAACAUUUAAAAUGAUUGACGAAAAUCUGUUUGAAAUUCAUAAGCAGUUCUUUACAAAAUUUGGCGGCGAAUGGGAUUUUGAUACAAUUAUUUUAGACCUGUUGACAACCAUCGCACUGUUUACACCACAUCGGCCCGAC
Messenger RNA from Oppiella nova, 600 nucleotides. The record is from the annotation of a GenBank genome assembly. Lineage: Eukaryota; Metazoa; Arthropoda; Arachnida; Sarcoptiformes; Oppiidae.